UUUAAUUUUGUAUUGAAAAUAUUCACAAAGAGCUUGCAUAGGCACUUUCUUGGAAUCUUGAACUUUAAAUUGAUUUAUCAUAAGUGUAGUUUUGUGAAGAUUUUAUGUUAUCAAAAUCAUGUCAACUUUUAUAUAUUUCCAAGUACAUCAUUGUUUGCUGUAACCGCCAUUUUCUAUAAGACAUAUUUAUACAAAUUUAGUAAUCGACAAGUUUAUUAAACCUCCAGCUUCAAAUUAACAUACUAUGCUACUAACAUAAAUGUUAUUUUGAAAUAUAAUUUUUUAUGAAGUACUGACAGACUCUAUAUGUCUCGAAAGCCUCGACCGUUUUUCAUAACUGAUCAUCAGCCAUUUUGAUCACAUUCAUAAAGAGUAUACAAGCGUAUUCAUCUUCACAUAUUAUCUUCACAAAGACUUUGCGACUGUCAAUUCCAUCAAACGAUCUCCAAAUCGAUAACUAUUUUCAAGCCUUAUUCAUUAACGCCUGUCAAAAUCUACCGCUCGUCAGUGACACCAGCCCUAAAUAGAUUCCUCAGCGUAUAAAUCGAUACGUCACUAACACAAUCGUUACGAAUUACAUAGAAAAUGUUGGCUAUCGGCAGCAAUUGGAUAUUAGAGUCGGUAUGUGGGUGGAUUUUGAAAGGAGACAUAUAGCGGAAUUUGUUGCGGACGAUUAAUGGAAGGAAGCGAGGUAACGGUCGAUCGCGUUGUUCGGUUUUCAGCACUGUGUUAGCGUGGCCGGAGGUGGCGGCGGUGGCGGAGGCGGAGGCAGCGGCGGCGGAGGAGGUGGCGGUGGAAGCGGUGGCACGGUCGGCGGCGGUCGGCUGAACCUGCACCUUCGUCCUUGCGGAGGCGGCGGUGGCGGCGGCAGCAUCGCCGGAAGUGACAGCGCUUCGGAUUACCCGCCAAGUGCUGCGGCUGCGAGGAGCAGGGAGGCGGCGGCGGCGGCGCUGCACGCGGCAAGAACCCUGUUGGGCGCGGGGGUGGCCAACCCUUGCUCGCCCACCCCCGAACCGCCCUUCUGGAAGAUGCCACAUAAAGAGGAGGACUUGAUGCACGGGGGUGGUGCGGGUAUUGGCGGGGGUUCUAUGGUCGGACAGAACUCAAUAUUUGGGUGCUCGGCUGCAGGACACAGCGGGGUUAACCAGCUUGGCGGUGUUUACGUCAAUGGCCGACCAUUGCCAGACUCUACGAGGCAGAAGAUCGUCGAAUUGGCCCACAGUGGUGCUAGACCAUGCGACAUCUCGCGAAUUCUGCAAGUCAGCAAUGGAUGCGUUUCCAAGAUACUUGGCAGGUACUACGAAACUGGUUCGAUCAAGCCACGUGCAAUUGGAGGUAGCAAACCGCGCGUAGCAACCACGCCGGUCGUUAAUAAGAUCGCCGAUUACAAACGAGAAUGUCCGUCGAUUUUUGCUUGGGAGAUUCGGGAUCGACUUCUGCAAGAGGGUGUCUGCAAUAACGACAACAUUCCUAGUGUGUCGUCCAUCAACAGGGUGCUGAGGAACCUGGCCUCGCAGAAGGAGCAACAGGCGGCAGCGGUACAAGCGCAUCAGGGUGCCGAGAGUGUCUACGAUAAGCUUCGGAUGUUCAAUGGCCAGGCUGCAGGUUGGCCCCCGGCAUGGUAUUCGGCUACACCCUCUCAUCAUCCUCUGGCCACGGGAAUUCCAACGGCAGCAACCCCCGGCUCUGGACAGUCCUUGCUACCGGGCAGCCAACUUCACGGUCGCGACGAUUCCCUGCUCAAACGAAGCGACACCGGCUCUCUGUUGUCGCAUCAGCAGGAAACAACGUCGGACGGCAAUUCCGAGCACAAUUCAUCCGGCGACGAGGAUUCGCAGGUUCGACUGAGGUUAAAGCGGAAGCUGCAACGUAAUCGAACAUCGUUCUCCAACGAACAGAUCGACAGCCUGGAGAAAGAAUUCGAGCGGACACAUUACCCGGACGUGUUUGCACGGGAGCGUCUCGCCGAGAAGAUUGGAUUGCCUGAGGCACGUAUCCAGGUGUGGUUCAGUAAUCGCAGGGCGAAGUGGCGUCGAGAGGAGAAAUUACGGAACCAAAGGAGAGCAGCCGUCGAUCAGGUAGUCGGCGGCGGUAGCAGCGGUGGAAGCAGCAGCACCGCACCCCCGGCUGCAACCCCUGCCACCCCACGGUUACCCUUAAAUGCCGGAUUCAACGCCAUGUACUCGUCGAUACCGCAGCCGAUCGCUACGAUGCCUGACACUUACAGCUCGAUGUCAAGCAGCUUGGGCGGGUCAAUGGGUGGAAGCUGUCUUCAGCAACGCGCCGAGGGAUAUCCAGCGUAUGUGUUCCACGAGCCUCUUCACUCGUUGACGCAGUCUUACUCCCAUGCACACAGCACUGCUGCGCACUCGCAACCCCAUCGCGGUAUACCGACCUCUCAUGGUGGAACCCCCACUACACCCGGAGGACAGCCUGCAGGACCAGGUGGUGCACCCUACCAGCCGACGACCUCGACCGCUACUGGUGUAAUAUCAGCUGGCGUCUCGGUGCCGGUACAGAUCCCCUCUCAAACCCCAGAUUUGACCGGUAACUAUUGGCCGAGGCUUCAGUGAUCCCAGCUCUUCGGGUUCCCGCCCGCGAGCUUGCUCGUCGGGCAGGAGAGCCCGCCACCACCGACAGCCACCCCUGGUGCAGUGCCACGACCGCUCCUGGCGUCCCUAGGGCUACCAACGCAGCCAACACCGCACCAACCAUCGAACACACCGGCUACCACUCCUGUGCACACCUCCGACACUAGUGAGUGAAUCACCGAUCAAUCUCUCUGAACGCUCUCUUUUUCUCAAUUAACGAAGAUGAUGGUUCUCGCGCGCGCGGUUACUCGACGACGCCGACGACGAUCUCUGUUCGUCGCCGUACGACGAAUCGCUGACCUCGAUCACUGCGUUUCACCGCGAACUAUGCGACAACGAAGACACGCGUCCGAUGCUGAAUUUAAGAAUCACGAGAUCAACAUAUUAUAACGAUUAACCCACGAAUGAUGGAAGAGGAUCUAUUGUGACACUGUUAUGCAAAUUUUUAUGUUUUAAUUCGAGAUGAGCAAUUAUGCUUAAGGGAUUGUAUUUGUAGACACCCGUAGAUAGCUAAUUUUUUAAUUUGGAAAUGUGGAAGCUUGACAUUUCUUAAAUUUC
Messenger RNA from Megachile rotundata (alfalfa leafcutting bee), 3149 nucleotides. It is a transcript of the gene toy, whose product is annotated as paired box 6 protein twin of eyeless. Gene Ontology annotation, biological process: anatomical structure development; regulation of transcription by RNA polymerase II. Gene Ontology annotation, molecular function: RNA polymerase II cis-regulatory region sequence-specific DNA binding; DNA-binding transcription factor activity, RNA polymerase II-specific. Lineage: Eukaryota; Metazoa; Arthropoda; Insecta; Hymenoptera; Megachilidae. The record is from RefSeq and is a predicted model, not a curated record.